This is a messenger RNA of Puma concolor (puma), 4161 nucleotides long. The record is from RefSeq and is a predicted model, not a curated record. NCBI's taxonomy places the organism in Eukaryota, Metazoa, Chordata, Mammalia, Carnivora, Felidae.
AUGGGCUGGGCCCAUCGACACCGGGAAAACACCUUUUUAAAUUUUAUUAGUAUAGCUUUUUUUCCCCUCCGUCAUUCUAGGCCAUCCCACGAACUGUGCUCAAAAGAGGAAAGCAGUGUAACAAUUCCAAAGCUGGUCAUUCUGGCGGUGAGAAGUGAAACUAUAGACCUCUCCAUCAAAAGUGAUUCUAUGAGGACUAGAGAAUGGGAAAGGAGCGUUCCAGAGGACAAACUACAACUCCCAAGGCGCCUUGCGCGGACUCGGCACGCCCUGGGCGAAGGGGGGGCGUGGCCCGCGCGGAGGCUGCAGCGGCAGUCCCAGGAGUCCUCCUGUGAAGCGCCCCUGUCGGCGCCGCCGUGGGCCCCUCGGAGAGGGCGGCCAGUCCGCGAGCCGCUGAGGAGCCACUCCCCGAGCGCCGCAGCCCUAAGGACUCUCGGUCCCAUCCUCGCGCUCCUGCUCCGGCUCCUCCAUCUUGGCCUCGGCAGUGGCGGCUGCCGGGAGGAUGUGCCGCCUUCUGGCAGGGGGAAGAAGGAGGAGAAGAUGAAGAAGUACCGGCGGGCCUUGGCCCUGGUCUCCUGCCUGUCUCUGUGCUCCCUGAUCUGGCUUCCCAGUUGGCGUGUAUGUUGUAAAGAGAGUUCUUCAGCUUCAUCAUAUUACUCUCAAGAUGACAAUUGUGCACUAGAAAAUGAAGAUGUACAAUUCCAGAAAAAGAAUGCAGAGUCAAAAAAGUUAAGUCCAUCUGUGAUUGAGACACUCCCUCCAGUUGAUCUACAUGAAGAUUCUUCCAGUGUAACUGUGGGCAGUGAAAACAUUGAAAAUAUUUCCAGCUCAUCUACCUCAGAGAUCACUCCAAUCUCAAAGCUUGAUGAAAUAGAAAAGUCUGGUACUAUUCCUAUAACCAAGCCAAGUGAAACUGAGCAGUCUGAAACUGAUUGCGAUGUUGGUGAGGUUCUUGAUGCAAAUACUCCGGUUGACCAGCCUUCCUUUGUUAGUCCACCUGAAAGCCUUGUUGGCCAGCAUAUAGAAAAUGUGUCAUCUUCACAUGGCAAAGGAAAAAUAACAAAAUCAGAAUUUGAAUCAAAGGUUUCAGCAAGUGAUCAGGGUAGUGGUGAUCCAAAAUCUGCAUUGAAUGCUUCAGAUAAUUUAAAAAAUGAGAGUUCUGAUUAUACAAAACCAGGGGAAAUUGACCAUACAUCUGUAACAAGUCCCAAAGACCCAGAAGAUAUACCAACAUUUGAUGAAUGGAAGAAGAAAGUUAUGGAAGUAGAAAAAGAAAAAAGUCAGUCAAUGCAUCCAUCUUCUAAUGGAGGUCUACAUGCGACAAAAAAAGUCCAGAAAAAUCGAAAUAAUUAUGCCUCAGUAGAAUGUGGUGCCAAAAUUUUGGCAGCUAAUCCAGAAGCCAAGAGCACAUCUGCUAUUCUUAUAGAAAAUAUGGAUCUUUAUAUGUUGAAUCCUUGCAGCACUAAAAUUUGGUUUGUUAUUGAACUUUGUGAACCAAUUCAAGUAAAACAGCUUGAUAUUGCAAAUUAUGAAUUGUUUUCUUCUACUCCGAAAGACUUUCUGGUUUCUAUCAGUGACAGAUAUCCCACAAAUAAGUGGAUUAAGCUGGGUACUUUCCAUGGAAGAGAUGAGAGGAAUGUCCAGAGUUUCCCUUUGGAUGAACAGAUGUAUGCAAAAUACGUGAAGGUGGAGUUGGUAUCACAUUUUGGAUCAGAGCACUUUUGUCCAUUAAGCCUUAUAAGGGUAUUUGGCACCAGCAUGGUGGAAGAAUAUGAAGAGAUCGCUGAUUCCCAGUAUCAGUCAGAACGUCAAGAACUGUUUGAUGAAGACUAUGAUUAUCCACUGGAUUAUAAUACUGGGGAGGAUAAAUCCACAAAAAAUCUUUUUGGUUCUGCUACAAAUGCCAUUCUAAAUAUGGUGAAUAUUGCUGCUAAUAUUCUGGGAGCAAAAACUGAAGACCUGACAGAAGGAAAUAAAAGUAUAUCUGAGAAUGCCACUGCCACAGCUGCACCUAAAAUGCCCGACUUAGCUCCUGUUUCAACUCCUGUUCCAUCACCUGAGUUUGUAACCACUGAAGGACACAUACACGAUACAGAGCUAUCAUCACCAGAGACUCCAAAAGAGAGUCCCAUUGUACAGCUAGUUCAAGAGGAAGAAGAAGAGGCAAGUCCAUCUACAGUGACCCUUCUGGGUAGUGGUGAACAGGAGGAUGAAUCAUCACCCUGGUUUGAGUCAGAGACACAAAUAUUUUGCAGUGAACUAUCUACAAUUUGUUGUAUUUCUAGUUUUUCUGAAUAUAUAUAUAAAUGGUGUUCAGUUAGAGUUGCUCUUUAUCGGCAACGUAGCAGAACUGCUGUAAAGAAAGAAAAAGAUCAUCUUGUGUCAGCUCAACCAUUACCGCUACCUGCAGAAUCAGUGGAUGUUUUAGUCUUGCCACCUCCAAGUGGAGAAAUGGACAGCAAGAAUAAUGAAAAGGAAGCUGAAACUAUUGUUCCAGGUGACUUAAGUAGUAUGCACAAAGGUGAUUUGAUUAAUCACAGUGCAGAUGCAAUUGAACUUGAACCAAGCCAUCCUCAAACUCUUUCUCAAUCUCUUCUCUUAGAUGUUACUCCAGAAAUCAAUUCAUUAUCUAAAAUAGAAGUAUCUGAGCCUAUUAAAUUUGAGACAGGACCUACACCAUCUCAAGUGAUCCCCCUGGAGAGUUCUGUUGAGCUUGUUAAUAAAACAGAAAAAAAGUCUGAGAGUUUUAGUUCUAUAGAGAAGCCAACUGUGAUCUAUGAAACAAAUAAACUUAAUGAAGUAAUGGAUAAUAUUGUAAAAGAAGAUAUAAACUCCAUGCACAUUAUCACAAAGCUAUCUGAAACAAUAGUGCCACCUGUAAACACUGCUACUAUGCCAGACGGUGAAGAUGGGGAAGCCAAAAUGAACAUAGCUGACACACCAAAGCAAAUUUUGACUCCCGUUACGGAUUCUUCUUCAUUACCUGAAGUGAAAGAGGAAGAACAAUCUCCGGAAGAUGCCCUUUUAAGAGGGUUACAGAGGACAGCUACAGACUUUUAUGCUGAACUGCAAAAUUCCACAGAUCUAGGAUACACUAAUGGAAAUCUUGUACAUGGAUCAAACCAAAAGGAGUCAGUAUUUAUGAGACUUAAUAAUCGUAUAAAAGCCUUAGAAGUUAACAUGUCUCUCAGUGGUCGCUAUCUGGAGGAGCUUAGCCAAAGGUACCGAAAACAAAUGGAAGAAAUGCAGAAGGCUUUCAAUAAAACAAUAGUAAAACUUCAGAAUACUUCGAGAAUAGCAGAGGAGCAGGAUCAGCGGCAAACUGAAGCCAUCCAGUUACUACAGACACAAUUGACCAACAUGACACAGCUUGUUUCAAACCUAUCGACAACAGUAGCAGAAUUACAACGUGAGGUUUCAGAUCGACAGAGCUAUCUUGUCAUAUCUUUGGUUCUCUGUGUUGUCUUGGGACUGAUGCUUUGUAUGCAGCGCUGUCGAAACCCCUCUCAAUUUGAUGGAGAUUAUAUUUCAAAACUUCCUAAAAGUAAUCAAUAUCCAAGCCCUAAAAGAUGUUUCUCUUCCUAUGAUGAUAUGAAUUUGAAAAGGAGAACCUCAUUCCCACUCAUCAGAUCCAAGUCUCUACAGUUAACUGGCAAAGAAGUAGACCCAAAUGAUUUGUACAUCGUAGAACCCCUCAAGUUCUCUCCAGAAAAAAAGAAAAAACGCUGCAAGUACAAAACUGAAAAAAUUGAAACCAUAAAGCCGGCAGACCCACUGCACCCGGUAGCCAAUGGAGACCUAAGAGGAAGGAAGCCCUUUAUGAACCAGAGAGACUUUUCUAAUAUGGGCGAAGUGUAUCACUCUUCUUAUAAGGGCCCCCCAUCUGAAGGAAGCUCAGAAACAUCAUCACAGUCUGAAGAGUCUUAUUUUUGUGGCAUUUCAGCUUGCACAAGUCUGUGCAAUGGACAGUCCCAAAAGACAAAAACUGAGAAGAGGGCUUUAAAACGAAGGCGAUCUAAAGUCCAAGACCAAGGAAAACUGAUAAAAACUCUAAUACAGACUAAGUCAGGAUCAUUGCCGAGCCUGCAUGACAUAAUCAAAGGAAACAAAGAGAUCACCGUGGGAACAUUUGGUGUCACAGCAGUCUCGGGACAUAUCUAA